AUGAAAUACCAAACUCUCGGAUUCUAUAUUGCUAGCAGCUUUGCUAUUGUAGCGAACUGCCAAUCUUUGGACCCAGCAUGGGGAAUUGGCCAUUAUGGUGGUGAUAUCGGUCUCUGGUAUCCACGUUCUUCGACAACCACGAUUUUAGAUGCAGUCCCAACCAGCGCGAGUGCCGUUAGAGUCUCGAAGAACGAGAAGCACACUGCUGUUACUACAAGUGCUGCGGCUGAAAUUACUUCUACUACUAGUAGUGAAGUAGAAAGCACGUCGACGAGCAGUGAGAUUGAAAGUACUACUACGACUACGAAAUUUGUUACGAGGACUACGACGAUAACUAUACCGGUGACGAGGUCGCCUCCUCCUGCUGUGUAA
Orbilia oligospora ATCC 24927 is the source of this 372-nucleotide messenger RNA. RefSeq lists its product as uncharacterized. NCBI's taxonomy places the organism in Eukaryota, Fungi, Ascomycota, Orbiliomycetes, Orbiliales, Orbiliaceae. The transcript is spliced from 2 exons. The record is from RefSeq and is a predicted model, not a curated record. The coding region runs from base 1 to 372 and encodes 123 amino acids.